Messenger RNA from Elgaria multicarinata webbii, 318 nucleotides. Its product is annotated as cytochrome c, somatic. The record is from RefSeq and is a predicted model, not a curated record. Gene Ontology annotation, biological process: mitochondrial electron transport, ubiquinol to cytochrome c; mitochondrial electron transport, cytochrome c to oxygen. Bases 1 to 318 code for a protein of 105 amino acids. The transcript is spliced from 2 exons. Lineage: Eukaryota; Metazoa; Chordata; Lepidosauria; Squamata; Anguidae. Gene Ontology annotation, molecular function: heme binding; electron transfer activity. Gene Ontology annotation, cellular component: mitochondrial intermembrane space.
AUGGGAGAUUUUGAAAAGGGUAAAAAGAUCUUCGUUCAAAAAUGUUCUCAGUGCCACACAGUUGAAAAAGGUGGAAAGCACAAGACAGGCCCAAAUCUUUGGGGUCUCUUUGGCCGUAAAACAGGACAAUCUCCUGGAUUUUCUUAUUCAGAGGCAAACAAGAGUAAAGGUAUUGUCUGGAGUGAAAAUACACUGAUGGAAUAUUUGGAAGACCCUAAGAAAUACAUUCCUGGAACAAAAAUGAUUUUUGCUGGCAUUAAAAAGAAGAAUGAAAGAGCAGAUCUCAUUACUUACUUGAAAAAAUCAACCUCUUCAUAA